Huiozyma naganishii CBS 8797 is the source of this 840-nucleotide messenger RNA. It is a transcript of the gene PRE10, whose product is annotated as proteasome core particle subunit alpha 7. The coding region runs from base 1 to 840 and encodes 279 amino acids. Lineage: Eukaryota; Fungi; Ascomycota; Saccharomycetes; Saccharomycetales; Saccharomycetaceae. Gene Ontology annotation, cellular component: nucleus; proteasome core complex, alpha-subunit complex; proteasome core complex. The record is from RefSeq and is a predicted model, not a curated record. The transcript has a single exon. Gene Ontology annotation, biological process: ubiquitin-dependent protein catabolic process.
AUGACUUCCGUAGGGACAGGGUACGAUCUUUCCAACAGUGUCUUUUCCCCCGAUGGGAGGAAUUUCCAAGUCGAGUACGCUGCAAAAGCGGUAGAGAACGGUGCCACCUCCGUUGGGUUACUAUGCGAGGAUGGUGUUGUUCUCGCUGUUGAGAAACUCGUUGCGUCGAAGUUGCUCGUCAAGGCUUCCCCCCAGAACAAAGGGUCCGGUGCCAACACGAAGAUUCAAACCGUAGGGAGACACAUUGGGUGUGCUUGCAGUGGGCUUGUACCCGAUGGGAGACACCUGGUCAACAGGGCUCGGGAGGAGUCCCAACAGUUUAAACAGCUGUACAAGAGAGAUAUCCCGCCGGUGGCGCUGGCGGACCGUAUGGGCCAGUACGUGCAGGCUCACACUCUGUACAACAGUGUAAGACCCUUUGGUGUUGCGGCUAUAUUUGGUGGUGUCGACCCAGAGACAGCUGAGCCACAUUUGUACAUGUUGGAACCAAGUGGUGUCUAUUGGGGGUACAGGGGGGCCGCUACGGGGAAAGGUAGACAAUCCGCAAAGGCAGAAUUGGAGAAAUUGAUCUCGUCAAGGGACGACAACAGUCCCAUAACAACACUAGAGGCAGUGAAGGAACUCGCUCGUAUUAUUUACAUCGCCCAUGAGGAUAACAAGGAGAAAGAGUUCGAAGUAGAGAUCAGUUGGUGCUCGAGGGAACACACCCAGGGGAAACACACGCUCGUCCAGGGAACCAUGCUCGAAGAGGCCCUCGAGUACGCCAAGAGUAAAACUUCAAACGCUCAGGAUGAUUCUGACGAUAGUGACGCCGAUAGCGACGACGCCAUGCAGGAUUGA